UCUCCCUCUCCUCUCCUGAGUCUCUCUCCUCACUGCACCUGAGUCCUCUCUACUGACAACAUGGGUUGCUGUGGCUGUGGAGGCUGUGGUGGCUGUGGCGGCUGUGGCGGCUGUGGCUGUGGUGGCUGCGGUGGUUGUGGCUGCGGUGGCUGUGGUUGUGGUGGCUGUGGCUCCUGUGGCUGUGGUGGCUGUGGCUGUGGUGGCUGUGGCUGUGGCGGCUGUGACUGUUGUGGUGGCUGCUGCGGCUGCUGUGGCUGCUGCAAGCCUGUGGUAGUCUGCUGCUGCCACCGCUGCUGCUGCAACUCCUGUGGCUGUGGCUCCUGUGGCUGCGGCUGUGGCUGUGGGAAGGGCUGUUGCCAGCAGAAGUGCUGCUGCCAGCAGAAGUGUGGCUGCAAGNAGUGCUGCUGCUAGCAUGGCUGCUGGCCUCUGGGCUUCUGCUGUAGGUAACUGCUAGAGGUUAGUCUGUCUAUCUACCUGCCUGCGUGCCUGCCAGCUUACCUGUCUGUCUGACUGUUCCUGAUGGGAUUGUGAGUCACCAGCAUGAACUGAGCUUAAUGCCAUUGCAGUCUGGCAUUUCUAGUGUUGAUAUCCUGCCAACCCUUGAUAGGCACCAAGCAAGUGAAUGAAUCCCAGGUCCUCUGGGUCACUUACCUUUCAAUCACAACUGUGGCACGUGCGAUCUGGUUGGGUUAUGCUGUGACAUUCUACAGUGCCUGUAAUUCUCACCAAUGACCUGCUUUCCCAUUGCGUUGACACAUCUGUAAUCACAAAGCUUCUCUUGCUUAAUAAACAUCAGCAAACU
This is a messenger RNA of Mus caroli (Ryukyu mouse), 802 nucleotides long. The record is from RefSeq and is a predicted model, not a curated record. NCBI's taxonomy places the organism in Eukaryota, Metazoa, Chordata, Mammalia, Rodentia, Muridae.